UUUUUUUUGUAAUAAUCUCUCUCUUCACACCCUUUUCUUUCUUUUUCCUUUUUCUUUUUCCACGAAUAAGGUCGAUAAGAAAAUAUAUAAUAACAGUAAUAAUAAUAAAAGAAAAAGAGAGAUUGUCAGUCUCGGUUAUAUCGAAGAAACAUCACCAGUCAACAAAAAUCGCCUCACUUUUUCUGAAAUUCAAGUCAACAAAUGGCUCCUCCCAAAGUAUCCACAGCCAUAGUUGGUGGCUCUAAUGGACGUACACCAUCGCAACUUCACUUUAAGGAAUCCCCUACUACACCCUCCUUAUCCUCCUCAUCAACCACCUCAUCCUCAUCCUCAUCCUCAUCCUCAUCAUUAUCAAUAACUACAAUGACAGCACCAGUACCAGCAACAACAACAACAAACACAUCCUCCAGGAAGAGGCCAUAUGCUGGUCCCGAGAAAAAGGGGAAAAGAGUCGGUGGAGAAGGGGCAGAGCCAGGAGAGAAGAAACCUCAAGUGAGCUCUUGUGAUUCCUGUAAAGAAGGUCACCGAAAGUGCAAUGGUCUGGAACCCUGUACAUCGUGCAAAGAGGCAUCGAUAGCAUGUACUUAUGACAAGUUAAGCGCUGCCAAGAGAAGAAUCCACGAUGAAUAUGUGAUCAAAAAAAGACUAGAACUUAAUCAACAUCUCAAGAGCCCAGACAUUAUCGUAGCCAGAAUGGGCGAACUUGAUAUCGGAGGUACUAACAGUAACUUUGGUCCCAUUUUUUCUCAAGUCAUCAAUCUGCCACGAUGUGAACCCAAACCACUAAACUUUGAGAAUGAUAUGGAGCGGAUCCUUGAAAUCGACCAUCUCGACAAACAGUUGAUCGAUUGUUACUUCAAUCACUUUAAUUACUAUCUGCCGGUUUUGAAUCGAAAAGCCUUCAUGAACGACGUGAUAGAUCCAUUACGGCGCAAGGACAUUAAAGUCCAGAAAUUAUUGGCCUGUGUUCUCGCAACUGGCUUCGCUUUUAGACGCGAGAUUGGUGAUCCGAAUGUGAUCGACCAGAUAGACCCUCACUAUGGUGAAACCAUGUCUCGCAAGUUCCAUCAUUUCAAUGCUCAGGGCGCAUUCACCUCUUCGAUCGAGAAUUGUCAGUGCUAUUUAAUCCUUACUGGAUAUUACUCUUCCACUGUAAACUAUGACGCUGUCCACAACUUGGUUGCACUGGCCCACUCUAUCUCUGUUAGUCUAGGCCUUAGCCACAACAGGGGCCUUUAUUAUCAGAUGCUUCAAACAGGUAAAGAAUACACUACAGAAACGAUUGAGAGAGGCCAUCGGACCUUUUGGUGUGUCGUGAUCGUUUGCUCUGGCUAUUCUCUCAAUCACCAAUCGCCUUUGAUCACAUCCAACGACUACGAUAUCGCUUUCCCAAAGCCACUGCCCUCAGACCGGCACCGCGAUUUCUUUGGCGUACCGCAUGAUGACUUCGAAGGCAUCAAACAUCUUGAGCAUUUCGUUCCAUUGUUCGAAAUUAUGGCAAAGAUAGCCGAUAUCUCCUGCAUAGCCACACGGCAACGCCCCAAGGCUAAAGUGGACGAAAUGCGAGCCUUGCUGGUGGAAUGGCGAACAAAGCUACCGGAAGAGCUUCGUAUCACUCCUACAGACAUGGCAGCAAUCAAGAGACAAUCAAGGUUUUCAAAGUUUUACCAUGCCGGCAGCUACAUGUUUGAGAUUGCUUUGCAUCAUACCUUUCAGUUACACGACUCUCAUAAGGAGGAGGGUAUUCAUAUUAUGUGGAGUGAAUAUUGCUACGAUGCUGCACUCGCCAUCAAAAAUAUUUAUUCGACACGGCCAAUGUCACGGAUGAAUGCACAUGUCAUUCUUCCUGUUGCUGCAGGGGCGUUUGCGAUCGUGGUAACGAACAUGGUUACAGGGAAGGAAGAGAGUGCACAACGGCACUGUGAUGAAACCAAAGAAAUGCUCGCCCAGAUCCUAAGCGAAUCCCCUAGUAUAGAUCGUGGUAGUCAAAUCAAGCUUGCGACUGAUAAAUAUACUAGCAUCACUAGGAACGCAGAGGGGAGCGUUGCCUCAUUUGUUCUUACAGUGCCAAAAUCGCCCACAUGGAAUGAGCAAUCGCCAACACGUACCUCUAGCAGCUCUUUCACUCAGACAACUGAAGGCACAGCCGUCAGCUCAGAGGAUGGCGAAGAAUCAAGUGAUCUGGAUGAGGAUGAAAGCAGGAUGUCAGGAGGCUAUUUUCCCGUGCAGCAACAUCAACUUAAGCAGACUUCAUCUGGUCGGCCACAUCCCAGCAUGAUUGGGACCUCGCGUGCUCAAUCAAAUCCUCCAGCUUAUCCAACAACGGGGCAACAACAACAACAGCAACAACAGCAACAACAACGUCCUGUAGUCGAAACAACUUGUCUACCACCGGCAUACAAUAGUAAUAAUAUCGAUACAGUACCAAGCUCAUUACAGAGCCCUGUGUCUGCUGGAUCAUACACAAGCGUUAUGUCACCAAGUUUCCCGAAGCAGCCUUAUGAUAGAGAUGGUACCAACAACAGUAAUGGGUAUGUUUACCCCACUCGGCCGUCGCUACAACACCGCGGAUCAAACCCUCCGCAACCUCAUCCUCAUCACAACUAUCAACAGUCCAUCAAUCAUUUCAAUGACCCAUUCUCAAGCCAUGGUGCCAAAACAACAGCAGAUAAUGGGUUUGCAAGUAGCCAUAGUAACCAAGAAUUUGAUCAAGAUACUUACUUUCCUCAACGCUAUUAUUCAAGCACAGGUCGGCAGUUACAGCCACAGCAACAAUCUUUUAUGGGUAUCUCUGGCUAUUCGAUAGAUGGUACUGCUAUUCAUAGUGACGGAUCCGGACCCAAUGACGACUCCAGUUCAUUUAUAAAUCACCCCCAGGGUAUGGAUGGUGGACUUGUAAGCUCACUUCCAAAUGAUUUAUCUGCAGGUCAAAAUCCAUGGCCACAACAGCAACAGCAGCAACAGAUGACUCUUACCCCACCAGCAACAGUAGGAGCAACAGUAGGAGCAACAGUAGGAGCAACAGCAACAGCAUUGCUAUCGCCUCCAGCUAUUGUGGCUGGUAGCAAUAAUGGUCAUGACAGGUUCACAGCGGACGAUUGUGGUCAUCAAGAAAACCAUGACCCACAUAUUCUUCAUCAGCAGGAUCAUUACCAAAAUCAACAUCAACAUCAAUAUCCACAGUAUACACAACACCCACAUUUGCAAACACAUUUACAUCAAUAUCCACAUCUACAUCAACAGCAGCAGCAACAGCAACAGCAACAGCAGCAGCAGCAGCAACCACACCAACGUCACUGUUACCCACAAUCCAAUUUUCUAGGAGGCAUCAAUCAAUCUACGCUUUUGAAUGGUCCCGAAUCAAAUUCAAUAUAUACAGCGUUCGGAUUAGGAUGGUCCGAUUCACUGUUAGCUUCCGCAAUGACAAUGGAACAAGAUGGAGAUUUCAUGAGUAUAAUUGCUAAUGGAGCAGAGCUCGAUACACAGGCAUUCUCGGUUCAUUCUAGCAAAAGCACUUCAAACCAAGAGCAACAUCAAUCGCCACCAACACAGAUGGCACCACUAAAUGAAUUGACAUUUUCAGCUUCUUCGUUUAAUAUGCUUCAGACAUAGUUUUUUUUAAAAAA
This is a messenger RNA of Lobosporangium transversale, 3626 nucleotides long. RefSeq lists its product as hypothetical. The transcript has 3 exons. The record is from RefSeq and is a predicted model, not a curated record. Lineage: Eukaryota; Fungi; Mortierellomycota; Mortierellomycetes; Mortierellales; Mortierellaceae. The coding region runs from base 202 to 3612 and encodes 1136 amino acids. Gene Ontology annotation, biological process: DNA-templated transcription; regulation of DNA-templated transcription. Gene Ontology annotation, molecular function: zinc ion binding; DNA-binding transcription factor activity, RNA polymerase II-specific; DNA binding.